UGCACAAGUGCUCGCCGGGAAAUGUGGUUCUUUCUCCCCGCUCUCGCCCAGUGCCCUCUGUUUUCGCGAGACUUACGUCCGCGGCUUGGUGUGUGGUAACAUUUAUGUACCAGGCGAACCGAACGGCGCUGAUAUGAAAUCUGCGUGAAGCCUUUAGAUCUUUGGAGGCAUGUCCAAGAAAAGGGGCAGGAAGCGAAGCAGCGGGGAGCUGAGUGACACAGUAACCCCAGACCCCAACAGCAUUCUGGGAGUACGUAUUCAACAUAACUGGCGCGAGAAGGGGAACCAGAGCAAAUGGAAGGGAACGGUUCUGGACCGGCUAAGUGUGAACCCUUCUCUGUUCAUGGUGAAGUACGAUGGCUUUGACUGCGUCUAUGGCAUCGAGUUGUUCAAGGACGACAGGGUGUCCAACCUGCAAGUCCUGUCAGAAAAAGUUGUAAACAAUAAAAUCAAGAUACCUCCAGGGGCGGAGGAGCUGGUGGGCAAAGCUGUGGAGCAUUUGUUUGAAAAAGAGGAUGGAGAGAAGAAUGAGUGGAGAGGCAUGGUCCUCUCCAGAGCCCCAAUCAUGACCAACUGGUAUUAUAUAACUUAUGAAAAGGACCCCGUGCUCUAUAUGUACCAGCUGUGGGAUGACUAUGCUGAUGGAGACCUCAGGAUUCUUCCUGAAGCAGAAAACAAGCACCUGUUGCCUGCAGACAGGAAGCCGGGAGAAGAGACAGAGAGCCUGGUGGGAAAACAAGUGGAAUAUGUUACUGACAAGGGUGUGAAAAGAACAGGCCUGGUCAUCUACCAGGUCCCAGCCAAGCCCUCUGUGUACUAUAUCAAAUAUGAUGAUGACUUUCAUAUUCAUGUCUACGACCUGGUGAAAACUACCUAAAGAUAGUGGACGUUUUUGUCUCACUCCCCAGCCUUCCUCCGCCUGCUUCUGUUUCACUCAUUGUUAUAACCUGUUCAAAGCAAUGACAGGGUUGAAUAGUUGUUAUACGCUUUAUUAUUCAGAAGAAAGUGCAAUCUCUCUUUUGUAUGCACAGCAGAACUGUAGCACUGCUAUGCUUGGCUACGUAGGUCGGGGAGAUGAAGUACACCUGUUUUAAUGUUGCUGCUCUACUUUAUACUUUCAUGUUUGAACAGACAAUGGUUGCAAUGGGCAGGUGGAUUCCGUAUUUGCAUUGUGAUCCCAAAGAUCUUCACUGAUAAGUGAUUACAGUAAUAUAUUCCACAAUGACUAAAUGAGACGCUCAAAUUAUAUUUCUAAAACUAUAAUUAGUAGUAAUAAGAAAUAAGUUGGAUACAUGUUUUUUUGCAUAGAUGCCUUCUGGAGAGUAACUGACAUGUAUUUAUCCAACACAUUUGUUGUAAGCUAACUAAAUAAACUUACUUUGAGGCCCUAAUAUGCUCAAAUGGAAAUUGGGUUUGUGGAAAUUUAGUCCUGCUCUUUUGCACAAUAUUUACCAUUGUUGGUUUUAUUAUUAAGCCACAUUUUCAAGCUUGACACGUUUUUCUGAAGGAAAGUUUCAGCACAGGUGUACUACAGCAGCACAAGGAACAGGCCCUUUAGUUCUGGCAGUUAGGACACUAAAUUCCCCCUUUUGAAUUUGAUCCCACAGAAAUUAUCAAGUGCCUUCUGGCUGCUCAUUUUGCAAUAUUGUAUAUAUUAAGAAAUUAUUGCAUUCAAAGGCUGCUAUUCGGUUUUCAUGUAGGAGUGACAACCCUGACAGAUUGAGGACAGUUCUGCAACAAUCAUUUCACAUACGUGCUUUGUUUUGCACCUAAUGCCGUAUAAAGAAGUUCUUUAGAUGUUACACGUGCUGUCGUUAUAUAACCUCACUGUUUAUCUGGUGGGGAGCACUUUAAUAGCUUCACGUUUUCAUUUUGGAGCUUGUUAUAUGCUUUAUAGCUUUGCAAAAAUGCUUGUGUCCUAAAAGCAGAUGUGGCAAAAUAUUACUUUAUAUCACGCAUGAGGGGGAAAAACAGUAGCAAUACAUCCAGAUGACAAUAUUUAACCUGUGCAACUUGCCUUGUAAUGUUGUCUGAUUGUUAUUGUCAUUUAUAUGAAUAUGUCACUACAACACCAUCAGCGUAUAGUAAAAGGGUGAUGAGUAUACAUAAAUUAUAAACUGACCAGUAUAACUAACUGACAAAGCAGUAGCUUACUGUGUGUUACUCUUGUAAACCUGAUGCUUGCAGUAUAGAGCUCCCACUUUUGUCAGUGUUGUAGUUGCUGGACUGGCUUGGUCUUUUACAGUCUGAGAAAAGUAAAUCAGGUGUACUGCUAUUAUUUUAAUUAUUUAAAACGCUGCAUGGAACAUCUGAACAGUGUGCUUGAAUAUGUUUAGACAGUGGACAGGUGAUUGUACAGCAGAUUUAGUGCCAUUUCUUUUAGCUGCAUCAAAAAAAACUCUUUAACACUGUACAUUACCAAAAGUGGUGCUGUUGAGUGUUUUGGUUAUGUGGACUUGCAAACAACUUUGCACGCUCUUUUUCGUGCUUUCAGUGAUCUACUCCUAUUCAGAAAGUUGUAGUAGUAUCAAUGAGGAAAUCUGUGACAUUAUUAUUCUGUCAUGAGUAAUAAAAGGGUUUUGCACAUUU
Betta splendens (Siamese fighting fish) is the source of this 2589-nucleotide messenger RNA. Its product is annotated as spindlin-1-like. The transcript is spliced from 5 exons. NCBI's taxonomy places the organism in Eukaryota, Metazoa, Chordata, Actinopteri, Anabantiformes, Osphronemidae. The record is from RefSeq and is a predicted model, not a curated record. Bases 170 to 877 code for a protein of 235 amino acids. Gene Ontology annotation, biological process: gamete generation.